AUGACAGGUAUGGAGGUGGAGGAGGUGGUGGUGGUGGGCGCUAUGGUCCAUAUUGAAAUGGUGAUCGAUCUGGCGGGGGCAAUAGGGAUAGUGGUACUCGAGGAGGUUCAGGUAAUGACUUCUAUAAUCGGGACCCUUCUGGUCUCUAUGAACGUCGUAGUAAAGGAAACUUCCGUUUGGUGUAGAAAGAAUACUCCUGAUAGCAGAGCAAUUGGAGGUGCGGCUGUUACUUGCCGGAGGUGUCAAAGUCUCUUCUGCUGGAUCUCUCCUUCAUGGUUCUCUGGGUGGACGAAUCUGCUUGUUCGGUCAUUUGAUGUGCGAACUUUAACUAAAAGAUUCAACUGUUUAAUGUCCGUGAAUUCACGUUUUGAUGUUUUCUUCAGAUGA
This is a messenger RNA of Syzygium oleosum, 387 nucleotides long. RefSeq lists its product as uncharacterized. Bases 1 to 387 code for a protein of 128 amino acids. The record is from RefSeq and is a predicted model, not a curated record. NCBI's taxonomy places the organism in Eukaryota, Viridiplantae, Streptophyta, Magnoliopsida, Myrtales, Myrtaceae. The transcript has 2 exons.